UUCCGUGCCGUGCAACUUGGCCAGCAAUGCUGCGCAUCACUCAACUUUCCGGGGAGUUACCUGCCUUUCACGGAGCUGAGCGACGUCCGGGAAGUGAAGCAGCGACUGCAUCAGCAGCACGGCCUGCCGCCACGUUUCAGGCAAAGGCUUCUUCAGGGUGGCAACAUUUUGGACGAUGCCGUCAAGCUGGAUACACCGAUGGAUCUGCAGGUCUUGAUAGUGCCUUUCCCCGAAAGUCGCUUGGAUGACCAGUCUUCCAUCGAGCUAUGCGAAGCGGCAGCCCGUGGCCAGCUGGCCGAGGUCGAAACUUUGUUGCAGCUCCCGGUGGACCCAGAUGCUUCGAUGCCAUUGAUGAGCAUCCAAAAUUCCAAAGGGGCUGUAUUGGAGAUCAGUCGUGGCGUCCCUGCGCUGGUCGCCGGGGCACGGGGGGGUCAUGCUCAAGUUGUGGAGUUGCUCGUGGAGGCCGGUGCUCGGAAGGAUCUCUGCGACCGUGAGGGCAAGACAGCACUCAUGUGUGCAGCAUGGUGCGGUCAUGAUCGAGCGGUGCAACUGCUGCUGAAGGCAGGUGCUGAAAGGGACAUGCGUGACAACUGGGGCAGUACGGCACUGAUCUACGCAGCAGAGGAGGGUCAUGCUCCCAUCGUUCGGUUGCUCCUCAAGGCCAGCGCUCAAACUGAUCUGUGCAACAAGAACGGCGAGACAGCGCUGACGAUGUCCUCAAUGCACAGUCAUGCUGAAGUCGUACGAUUGCUCCUCGCCAAGAACCCCUGUUUGGCAUCGAGAGCCGCACAUGACGACCAAGGAUGGUGUCUCACGACUUAG
Symbiodinium necroappetens is the source of this 822-nucleotide messenger RNA. Lineage: Eukaryota; Dinophyceae; Suessiales; Symbiodiniaceae. The record is from the annotation of a GenBank genome assembly.